Molecule: messenger RNA, 1206 nt
Organism: Penicillium cataractarum
Lineage: Eukaryota; Fungi; Ascomycota; Eurotiomycetes; Eurotiales; Aspergillaceae
Exons: 2
Coding region: 1-1206 (401 amino acids)
Source: RefSeq, a predicted model, not a curated record
AUGGGUAUCCCGAUGUGGCGCGAGCCUUCCGAGGCCGAUGCACUCAAAUCUGUGCUGGAAAAAGACCCUACUGCUGCAGGGCGAUCUUCGAUUCGCCGUGCAAAUGCGACCCGGCGUCCAUCAUCGCACCCUACCUCCCGCGCGCGCCGGCUGAUGUCCACGUUCCAUUCCCAGAUGCUUGAAGAGAUUCAACGCGGCAUAGCCGAGCCUCAGCUCGGCAUUCGCUCGCCUGUGCUCAAUCUGGGUGUCAGCGAGGAUGGGUUAGAUCUGGAUUCCAGUCGACGCGAAGCUUUGAGCCGUGGUACCACGCGUUCGGAUUCGCAACGCCGCACCGAACUCGCCCGACGCUCCCGUAGCCAUCGCGAAUUCCAAGACUACCUGGUCGCUCGAGCUGACGCCCAAUCGCGCAAUUCCGCUCGUCCUAAUUUAACACCCGGCUUUGCUCCGGCAGUGGCCUACCGCACAUCGACUUCUCCACUCCCAGCGUCGGAUAACAUUCAUCUCCCUGCCCUACCCCUUCCUUCGAUGCGCCCCUCCGCCCCCCUUAACUACAGUAGAACGCCCUCUGCCACACUGCGGGAUUAUCGUACUGGCAAUGCGCCGAGCCGGGUGCCCCGCGAUUCUGCCAUCGAUGGUCUAGGAGACCGCCAGCGGAGCCCAAGCCCUGAUGUGGAGCGCGAAAAUGAUGCAUGGGAGACUUUACUGUCCACUAUCACUCCGGAUGCAAACGCGCCUUCCACUGACACGUCUUUUUCGUCGAUGGUAUCAGCUGAAACCAGACGCAACGCAUCCGCGUUGGCUUCGUCUAUGCUCCCACCAAGUUCAGCCCCCUCGAGCCUGGUGCAUUUAGCGCUUGAUCCGUACCCCAGUACUCUUCAUCCCUGCGAUCUUUCUUCUUCCGAUGAAGAUGAGGAGGAUACUCCUGUCAACUAUCAUCGCUACAUGGAGUCUGCCAACCCUGCGGUCUCGUUGCUCCGCCCCGGCGUGUACUCAACCAUGAGCAGCCACCCUCCUAUUCCUACAAUCUCAUUUUCCUUCUCCGACUCGGGCGACACGGAUCUCCAACAGAUGCGGGCCAUUCUGGACCGCCUGGCUCGUCGAGAGGAUAUUCCCGAUGACUGGUGGGCCGGGGCUGGUCUCUCGCGCACCAUUGGCCGCGGCCUCAAUGCCGGUGCCGAGCGCAAUGAAAACGAGGGCAACGAGUGA